GAAUCGUGCCGAAGAAUGACGAAGACAAGUUCGGGCCUUAUUCCGGUCAUUCGACCGUUUUCAUUGGAUCGAGCGUUAAUACGUAAUACCGCUGCUCUCGCACGCAUUUACCACACAUCGCUCGACUCAGAUGAUAAAAGUUCGUUAUUAUUGAGAUUGAUCAGUUGUUGUUUGGAACGCACGCGAACAAGUGUGCAGAGCACCCUGGCUUUUCGUCGAUUAUCAUUACGAAGAUAUUGUUGCAAGAACGAGAUUGAAGACGAUACAAUGACUGAAAUAAAACGAAAUCCUGCUGCUGACCAGUUAAUCGACUAUAAGAAAAAUUUAAAGCCUGAUUGCCCAAUAUUCCUUACUGGAAGUGGAACACCGAUUUCGAAGAAAGCCAGUUUGACGGUAGGACCAAACGGUCCUAUAUUGCUUCAAGAUUUCGUCUUUUUAGAUGAACUAUCGCAUUUUAAUAGAGAAAGGAUUCCGGAACGUGUAGUCCAUGCUAAAGGAGCUGGUGCAUUCGGUUAUUUCGAAGUUACCCAUGAUAUUACAAAAUACUCUAAGGCAAAAGUUUUUUCCUCAAUUGGAAAACGAACUCCCAUCGCCGUAAGGUUCUCCACUGUGGGUGGCGAAAGUGGUUCUGCAGAUACUGUCAGAGAUCCUCGUGGUUUCGCAGUUAAAUUUUACACUGAGGAGGGUGUUUGGGAUUUGGUCGGUAAUAACACACCAAUAUUCUUCAUUAAAGAUCCCAUAUACUUUCCGAGUUUCAUUCAUACUCAGAAAAGAAACCCUGUUACUCAUUUGAAGGAUGCUGACAUGUUUUGGGACUUUCUCUCUUUAAGACCUGAAUCAACUCAUCAAGUCAUGUUUCUAUUUUCGGAUAGAGGUAUUCCCGAUGGUUAUCGUCAUAUGAAUGGUUACGGUUCUCAUACGUUCUCACUGGUGAAUGCCAAGGAUGAAAUAGUUUACUGUAAAUUUCAUUACAAGACCGAUCAAGGAAUUAAAAAUUUACCAGUAGACAAAGCGGCUGAAUUGAGUGCUAGCACUCCCGAUUAUGCGAUUCGAGAUCUUUAUGAUGCAAUCGCCAAGAAUCAAUAUCCAACUUGGACAUUCUAUAUUCAAGUGAUGACUCCAACACAAGCAAAAUCUUUCAAAUGGAAUCCUUUCGAUUUAACUAAGGUAUGGCCGCAUGAUGAAUAUCCACUUAUCCCUGUGGGUAAAUUAGUAUUAAACCGAAAUCCUGAAAAUUAUUUCGCUGACAUAGAGCAAAUAGCUUUUGAUCCGGCUCAUAUGGUACCUGGUAUUGGAGCAAGUCCUGACAAAAUGCUACAAGGUCGAAUGUUCACUUAUGGUGAUGCUCAUAGACAUCGUCUUGGCCCAAACAAUCUGCAAUUACCAGUGAAUUGUCCAUUCAAGGAAAUUUCUGUAAUAAAUUACCAACGCGAUGGCCAAGCAACUAUAAAUAAUCAAAAUGGUGCACCAAACUAUUUCCCUAAUAGUUUUGGUGGCCCUAGAGAAUGUCCAGCUGUAGCUCCUCCGACGUACUUUGUGAGUGGCGAUGUAGGUCGUUAUGAUGUAGAUCCAAAAGAGGAUAAUUAUGGACAAGUUACUUUAUUCUGGAGAAACGUUCUCGAUGAUAAAGAGAAAAGUAGAUUAGUGAACAAUUUAGUACAAAAUCUUAGCAAUGCAUCGACGUUCAUCGUUGAAAGAGCAGUAAAGAAUUUUACGGAAGUAGAUACUGAUCUUGGGUUAAGACUUACGGAAGGUCUUCGUAAUAAAGGUGUAUUAAUCAAUCCUUAUGGCAAGACAGCUAGAUUGUGAAAAAAAUAAAGAUUACUUUUUAUUUUAUAUUAUAAUCAUUAAUUUAGAUUAGAUAUAUACACUAUAUAAUUAUUAAUAUUUCCCAUAAUGAAGCACAUUAUUAUUUUAGUUAUCUAUCAUCUUCUGAAGCUAAAUAUAUUUUAUGAUGUCUGAUAUUUUUUUUUUACUUUAUUAUACGAUUGUUAACACGUUCAAUUAAUUAUGUAAACGUAUGAAGAUAAUUGAUUAAACUAGUAUAUAAAGAAAAAUUUCUAACAAU
Messenger RNA from Apis laboriosa (Himalayan honeybee), 2068 nucleotides. RefSeq names its product catalase (gene Cat). Lineage: Eukaryota; Metazoa; Arthropoda; Insecta; Hymenoptera; Apidae. Gene Ontology annotation, molecular function: heme binding; catalase activity. The record is from RefSeq and is a predicted model, not a curated record. The coding region runs from base 16 to 1809 and encodes 597 amino acids. Gene Ontology annotation, cellular component: cytoplasm; mitochondrion; peroxisome. Gene Ontology annotation, biological process: hydrogen peroxide catabolic process; response to hydrogen peroxide. The transcript is spliced from 8 exons.